GAGGGGAAUAGUAUUUGGGUAGGUUGAAGCUUACUCUGCUCCCUGAAUUCUGGGAGAAAAGGAGGAGAUGGAGGGAGGAGUAACUAACAGAGAGGGGAGGUGUCCCUCUAAUCUAAGGAGAUGAAUUAGGAAUGGAGGAUUAGGACUGAUAAGGGGGAAGUUCUGAGAAGGCAUCUGGGUCUGGAAGAGAGAUCUCAGGGGUAGAAGGCUAAGGCAACAGCUGUGUUGGGGGUCCCACGGAGUGCCUUAGUCCCUUUUCUCCCUCUGGGCCCCUCAAUCUUACCUCUCUAGAUGCCCCAUCUCCUGGCAACAGGGUUGUGUAAUUAAAGCACUGCUCAUAAACACUGGGGUUUAGGCCUGGCUCCACCACUAAAACAGUGUGGGAUCUUGGGCAAGUCCUUUCCUUAUCUGCACUUCUGUUUCCUCCCUGUACGAUGACCUUUAAAGUCCCUUCAGUUCUGACAUUCUGUAAUUCCUCCAGAGGCAGAAUGAUCCCAGUAGCUGAAUUCAAGCAAUUCACGGAGCAGCAGCCAGCAUUCAAAGUGUUGAAGCCAUGGUGGGAUGUGCUAGCAGAAUACAUCACAGUGGCCAUGCUCAUGAUUGGGGUCUUUGGCUGUACCCUACAGGUGACCCAGGACAAGAUCAUUUGUCUGCCUAGUCAUGUGCCCCGGGAGAAUCUAUCAGAGACCCCAUGUGGGGAGCUGCCCCGGGGAAUCUCCGGGGACACAGAGGACCUUCGGGAGCUCAGUGGCCUCAAGAACAACCUGGACUUACAACAGUAUAGCUUCAUCAACCAGCUUUGCUACGAGACAGCCCUCCACUGGUAUGCCAAGUACUUCCCCUACCUCGUUGUCAUCCAUACCCUCAUCUUCAUGGUCUGCACAAGCUUCUGGUUUAAGUUCCCUGGAACCAGUUCCAAGAUCGAACACUUUAUUUCUAUCUUGGGCAAAUGCUUUGAUUCACCAUGGACCACUCGGGCCCUGUCGGAAGUUUCUGGUGAGAACCACAAGGGUACCUCAGGACGGGUAACAGCCACGGCCAUAGCUGGGUCAGGAAAGACAGGCGAGUCAGAGAAGGGGCUGACUGAGCCAGAGAAGGUGGUGAUGGAACCCCCAGCUGUCACUCUGUUGGACAAAAAGGAAGGGGAGCAGGCCAAGGCCCUGUUUGAGAAGGUCAAGAAAUUCCGUGUGCAUGUGGAAGAGGGUGACAUUCUCUAUACCAUGUACAUUCGCCAGACGGUGCUCAAGGUGUGCAAGUUCCUGGCCAUUCUGAUCUAUAAUGUCAUCUACGUGGAGAAGAUCAACUUCUUGGUGGCCUGCCAGGUGGAGACAGCAGAAGUCACAGGGUAUGCCAGCUUCUGCUGUAACCACACGAAGGCUCACCUCUUUGCCAAGCUGGCUUUCUGCUACAUCUCCUUCGUGUGUGUCUAUGGUCUCACUUGCCUCUAUACCCUGUACUGGCUCUUUCACCGGCCCCUCAAGGAGUAUUCUUUCUGCUCAGUGAGAGAGGAAACGGGAAUGGGUGACAUUCCAGACGUCAAGAACGACUUUGCCUUCAUGCUCCACCUCAUUGACCAGUAUGAUUCACUUUACUCCAAACGCUUUGCCGUCUUCCUCUCCGAGGUCAGCGAAAGCCGACUCAAGCAACUCAAUCUCAACCAUGAAUGGACGCCAGAGAAACUGCGCCAGAAGCUCCAGCGCAAUGGGAGAGGGCGGCUAGAGCUGGCACUGUGCAUGCUGCCAGGGCUACCCGACACAGUGUUUGAGCUGAUCGAGACAGAGUCUCUCAAGCUGGAGGCCAUCUGUGAUAUCACUUUUCCUCCCACCCUCUCCCAGCUGGUUCACCUGGAAGAGCUCAGCCUGCUCCAUUCCCCUGCCAAGCUGCCCUUCUCUUCCUUUGUUUUCUUGAGGGACAGACUGAAGGUGGUGAGGGUCAAGUGUGAGGAGCUUCGAGAAGUACCCCUGUGGGUGUUUGGGCUCCGGAGCCUGGAGGAGCUCCAUCUGGAGGGCCUCUUCCCUCCAGAACUUGCUCGAGCCGCUAAUCUGGAGAGCCUUAAAGAGCUAAAGCUCCUCAAGUGCCUCUCCUUGAGAAGCAAUGCGGGCAAGAUGCCCCCCAGUGUGACGGACGUGGCGGGCCACCUGCAGCAGCUCAGUCUCCACAACGAUGGGACGAGGCUGCUGACCCUCAAUGGACUCAAGAAGCUCACGGCGCUGAGAGAGUUAGAGCUGGUAGGCUGUGGGCUGGAGAGGAUACCCCAUGCUGUCUUCAGUUUGACUGCGCUUCAGGAGUUAGACCUGAAGGACAACCACCUCCGCUCCAUUGAGGAGAUCCUGAGCUUCCAGCACUGUCGAAAACUGGUCACGCUCAAGCUAUGGCACAACCAGAUUGCUUAUGUCCCGGAGCAUGUUCGCAAACUGAAGAGUUUAGAGCAGCUAUACCUCAGCCACAACAAGUUGGAGACUCUGACGCCCCAGCUCUGUUUCUGCACCAACCUCCGCCUUCUUGACAUUUCGCACAAUGGCCUGCGCUCCUUGCCCCCAGAGGUGGGCAUUCUCCAAAAUUUGCAGCAUCUUGCAGUUUCCUACAAUGCUCUGGAGGGACUCCCCGAUGAACUCUUCUUUUGCCAAAAGCUUCGGACUCUACUGCUGGGUUACAAUCAUCUGAGCCAGCUCUCACCACGAGUGGCUGCACUGCGAGCCCUCAGCCGCCUGGAACUCAAGGGGAACCGGCUAGAGGCUUUACCUGAAGAACUUGGCAACUGUGGGGGACUCAAAAAAUCAGGACUGCUGGUAGAGGAGGCCCUGUAUGAGGGAUUGCCUGCUGAAGUGCGGGAGAAAAUGGAGGAGGAAUAGGAAGGAUCCCUGGGAGUUUCAUCAGUUUGAGACCUCAUUCAGAGAGACUGUAGGGAAAAAAGGCAAAAACCAGAGAAGGGUUUGGCUGAGAGUAGCUCUUAGACAGGUUUGGGAAGUAAAUCUAGGCCUAUGGAAUAAGGGUGGGGUUCCUUUUGGUGGGAUUAGCUAAAUUCUGGAAUUCAGAGACAGUAGCCACACCUGUCUCUUUUGGCUGGUUUUCCCCUUCCAGUCUGAAGUUGGAGUCAGCCCAGUUUCCUUGGCCAGGCCUGGUAUCCUUCCUUUAUCCUCAGUCACUGAACCAUUUGUCUUCAUUUAGUGCCUUAGACUGUGAGAAAAAAAAUGGGGAGGAGGAGAUUGUUGUGGGAAGACUGAAAAGCCAUACUUUCCAGUGAUUGUGAAUGCUGUAGAACUCUCUCACCAUAGCAUCCUCUCUCAGGGGAGAAACAUAGCUUAGAGACUAUUCCCCAAAUCCUGAAUCCAAUCCCUUAUUUAUAAACUUGUCAUAAAUACUUUUUGAGCAAGGAUUUGGGGAGCUGAGAUUUUUUUUUUAAUUGAAAAGCCGGAAGCCCCCUGAGGAUAGUAAGUAUCUUUUGUAGGCUCACAGUACAGAGCCAAGUACAUGGUGGUGCUUAGUAAGUAUCAAGCAAAGCCAAUGAUUGCGACACUGAUUUCUAGGGUUUCUCUGCCCUAUGACAGAGUCCCUGUUGUAUUUUGUCCAAACCCAGGUCUUUUCCUUCUCUUCCAGCUCCCCAGAUUCAUUCAUUUCCUAUACAUCUUAACAGGGAAUUUUUAGGUUGACCUUGUCAUUUCUUCCAACUUGUGCCUUUUGUAAAACAUCCUCUGUAAAAUCCCUGUGUAAGGUUUCAAAUUAAGUUUAGAUCAACAUCUUAUAUCCUAUACCAAAAUAAAUUCAAAAUGGGUAAAUAAGUCAUAAAUAAUUUAAGUAGACAUAUGUGAAGAUUGGAUUUAGCUAUCUCCUAAUUGUAACAAUGAAAAUACUUAGCUUUUUCUUUAUUGUGAAGAUAAAAUUGUAACUGAUUGUAACUGAUAACAAUGAAGCUUCCUUUAUGGUGAAA
Molecule: messenger RNA, 3928 nt
Organism: Monodelphis domestica (gray short-tailed opossum)
Lineage: Eukaryota; Metazoa; Chordata; Mammalia; Didelphimorphia; Didelphidae
Source: RefSeq, a predicted model, not a curated record